Molecule: messenger RNA, 4499 nt
Organism: Topomyia yanbarensis
Lineage: Eukaryota; Metazoa; Arthropoda; Insecta; Diptera; Culicidae
Product: sorting nexin-13-like
Exons: 9
Coding region: 186-4109 (1307 amino acids)
Cellular component (GO): early endosome
Molecular function (GO): phosphatidylinositol binding
Source: RefSeq, a predicted model, not a curated record
GUUUCAGGUCGUUUCGUAAAACAGUAAAAAGUUUAAUGUUUUUGCAAAAACUAGGAGUGUUGGCUUGUUUAUGUACAGAAAAAUUGCGUUUUUCGUGCUAAAUCGUGUAGAUAGUAGUUCUAUGAUGAUGGAGACAAAUGUUUAGGCGGUGAGCUAGGAAAUUCCCAAUAAAUUCCAGCGAUACGAUGGAGUUCAAGUACGCCAGCUGGAUACUGCUGAGUGUGGGUGUUUUCAUCAACAUUUUCGGCUUGUUUUGGUUCAUUGUCGCCGUGCUCGGUCUGGUCAGCUUCCUGGUUGGCUUUCUGACUGUCCUCUAUCUCCAACAUGGCAAUCUGGACAAAUUUCUCGAUAGCGGAUUGCUUGAAAAUCCACUGGAUGAACCGAAAACGCUUGGACUGAGUAUUGUUUGUGAACAGAAGCCCAGUAAUAUGUUACUAAUUUCACCCAACAUAAAAGUUCAAACCGAAUCAUCUCGAAAGUCAAAACUAAACUCUGUCAAUUCUGAGCAGGGCAAACGACGAAACCUGCUAGAUGCGGGGAUUGAAUUGCUAUUUAAGAAACGAACCUGCGAUAACACCGGCAUUGCUUCCGGAGUAUCCGGAAAUAGCGGUGCUGGUGACAGUAGUGUAGGUGACGGUAGUAGUAUAACUAAACCAUUCCAGUCUGGCUUGAUCACCGACCAUCUCAUGCACAAGGGUCAUCUGCAUUUCCACCCAAAAGAACAAACCAUUCUAGAUAACACAAGAAAACCACCGGCCACCACUAAGAGCUUGAGACAGUUUGGAAAACAACCGUCUCCGACAGUGGAGGACAAAACAGUAUCGACUCGGUGGAGACCGUUCGAAGGCAUAAAAAUUCACACCGAUAAAGGAAGAACGAUUCAAUUGGACCAGCAGAUAGCGAGUCAGGAUGGAUCAGCCAGUCGGCAACAUCGGAGAAAGGAAGUCGGUGCUAUCCAGAUAGGCGAAGAAGUGACGCCCGGAUCAUCUUCCCCAUCACCCCUAGCGUCAUUCAAAUCGUACAUAACUCAUCCCGACACCCUUCUGCACCGGGACUCACCACCAGGUUCACCGAAAAAGAAGAAAAUUCUCAGCGGCAACAAAGCCGUCGAUAAGCUUAUUCACACCAUCGUAGAUUACGUUAUAAGAGAUUUCAUCGAUUCGUGGUACACUGUCGUUUCGGACAGCCACGAAUUCAGCGAUACCAACAUUCGCACCAGCGUCGAAACGCUAAUCCUAAAGGUGUGUCAGCGUAUCAAAACCGCCGAGCUGCUUCCACUGAUGACCACUAAGCUGAUAGAUGACUUGGCUCGGCACACACGCUUCUAUCGAUUAGCUACUCAGGACGUGAGUAACAGUUCCAAACAACCCAACGCAAACGACCAGAAGCGAUUGAAAAUCCACGAGAAACUAUCACCUCAGAAGAAAAACCAUCGAGGUAACGGCCACCGGAGAAAUAAAAGUGAAACAGAUCUAACGUGGCAUUUGGGAAAUGCGGCUCUGCAGAAAAAUGUGGCCAAUUCGAAGUUCUACGCAGUACAAGCGGAUGAACAGUCGCUUGUAGAUCCCGAAAUUAUGCUGUUGAAUUCGUUCUUCGGAUUCUGCGACGACUACAAAAAAGAGUGCAUGGAUGAGGAUGCAAUGCUAGAAUAUUUCAUUCGCAUCUCCGAAACAGUAUUAUAUUUCACCCUUCCUGCCGAAGAUUUCAACUGCCUAACGUUGCGAACGCUGCUCUGCAACAUUCUGGCUAAUAGUAUCCUAAAAACGGUAAUAGGGACACUAGCGGAUCCGGACUUUAUUAACCUGCAAAUUGCGAAGCACUUUACGAAAGAGCUACCGAGUGGGGAGUUUCUUCUGAAGAUGAUACGACAGUCGAAUGACUUGUCGGAAUUACGUGCCUGUCGGCAGCUGAUCACCAAAGAAAUGGAUGCCAAACAUAAAGACUCCAGUUUCACUGCAGAGCUGGCCAGUUUAAAAUAUACGCAAAAGUUGAUCGAUUUGAGAAUUAGUCAUCUGCAGAACAAUAAGAACGAUUUGGGCAGAAGUGAAAAGGAUUCGGUUUCCAAUUUGCCACUGCUUAGUCUGGAUGACAUUCUGCGGAAGGAGUUGGCCGUUUCGUUCUAUCUGGAUUAUCUUAGUGUGCUGAAUUUGCAGAAAUAUGUUAUCUUUUAUUUAACUGCUCAAGAGUGGAAGCUAACAACGAGUCAAAGUUUCUCCGAAAUGCAGGUUAAUAAAUCCAAACUUAGUCGGGAGGAUAUUAUGCGCAUCAUACGAGACAAGGCGAAUAAUCUAUAUCAAGAGUACCUAGUGCCCAAAUCGCCAAACUAUUUGAACAUAGAUCCAGGCCUAAUCGAAGCACUCAGCAUACGUAUCCGCGACACAUCGUUACAACCGGAGAACACCUGGUUCGAUUCGAUCUGCAAGUUCGUGUAUGAAAAGCAGAAAAACGAGGAAGUCUUUCUGAACAACUUCUACCAAAGUUCGGCCUACAAACUGUUGCUAAGGGAAUUGGAUUUCAGCAACGCCCAGGAUCACGAUCUGCAAACGCUGGAUCAUUUAGGUGUAGCCGGUCUGAUGCUGGACAGCCUGAGCGAUACCAACUCCGGAGAUUUACGGUUCGACGAGACGGAUGAUGAUGAAGCGGCUGCGGGGACACCGAGUGGAUAUUUUUACAGUGAUAUCAAAGAGGAGCAUGAUGUUAAAGUAAGUACGAUGCAAGGUCCCAAUAAAAAGAUGCCAGCUACUGAAUCAAGCUUACUACCAGCGGUAGUAAACGUGAAACAUGCCAGGUCGCAUAGUGACUGUACCGGAAUGUUCACCACCAUAAACGAUAUUAAUAUUGAUCAGUUGAAAGGUUCGGACUGUUCAAGUACUGACUCAGGCAAUGAGUUGUCAGUACCGGUUGGGCAAGUAGAUCCAAUGAUGGAGAACCAUCAUGUGAAGCCUCCAGUGGAGAUACAAGUGGAGCAGAAGGUAGAAGAAUCAUUCGCUUUUAAGCAAAAGCUGUCCGCCAAAAUUAUCAAUACGGCUAUUCAUUGCGAAGGUCACUACGCCGUAUAUGCAAUUCAAGUUUGCGUCAUUGAGGACAAUCAGCAAAAAAGCUGGCACAUCUAUCGGCGGUAUUCGAAAUUCUUAGAAUUGAAAAAGUUCCUGGUGAAACGAUUUCCAUUUCUGUCCAAAGUACCAUUUCCAGCGAAGAAAGCCUUCCAGAACACACAGCGGGCAGUACUAGAACACCGGAUGGAAGUAUUAAAUAUGUUUCUGCAUGAAAUAUGUGCCAAAGCAGAACAAAACGAUGAUAUGCGUUCGUUUGUGAGAAACUUUCUGGAACCUGACACUGACGAUCGGAAGAUGCACGGUGGAGCUGUCGUGAAAACUAUCGAAAGCUUUAAGUCCGGCAUGAGCAAGAUUCGGAAUAUGCCGGACACGCUGGUCGGUGGCAUCUCGCGUAUAUUCCACGGUAAAGGACCACUCAAGGAGCGUACCUUCUACAAUAUCCAAGACCUGCCAACACUAGAAUCCAAACAGUCCGAAUACCCCGCUCUAACAUCAACGUUGAACCUGCUUGACGAAGUCUUCGACCUCCAGAACAAAUCCCAGUGGCUACGAAGAGGCUUGAUUAAUCGGUUGCUAGGCGCUCCCUGGGUUAGUCACACGACCAAUAAGAAAAUUGUACAACUCGCCAGCUCGAUGCUGGCGACGGACAAGGUGGAAGCAGUUCUAUCGUCAAUUUUAAACAACGCUUGGCCGGACGGUGAUAGUUUCAGCCCGAAUCCACCACUCCGUGAGGACAGUACCAAACUGAGAACUAAGCUGGCAGCCAAAAUAGCCCUCUUCGCGCUCCUUUCCGAUGACUUAAAGCACGUAGUUGGAUCGGUAACCUGUAACACCGGACUGCUAAACUUUUUUCAGAUGCUACAGAACAAAAAACUAAACACACGUCUUCUGCUAAUUCUCAUGGACCGUUUGCUGCGGAUGAUGUUUCAAACGGACGACAUGACAAAACAUGCCGCCGUUGUCAGUCGUGAUGAGGGUGGAGGAACGAUACGCAUAGUAACACCGUCCGGGUCGGCAGCGGGCUCGAGAAAAUCCUCCAGACACUAUUACUAAAUUGAAUGACUGGUAGGUAGUUGUGAACAAUCGUUUGGAUGGUGCCGCAGCAAUAAGCUGUCGUGAACAGAACAAAAUGUGACGAAACAUUCGAACAAAGUAUCCCUUAGGGAGACAAAAAAAAAACUAGGAAAUUGAAACGUUACGUAGUAGAAGCGAACGUGGAUGAUAUUCAUUUUUAGUAUAGCUGUUUAUUUUAAUUCCAGUUUUUUUCUCGGAACAUUUGCAUUUUUGUGCAAUUGGCUAGAACAAUUUUAAGAAGCAUUGUGAACGUAUAAUUAUUAGGAAGGUUUAUUUUUGUUGUUCCCAUUUUAGGGACUUUUUGUUGAAGGAAAUUUUUGUUAGAAUUACUUAUUCUUUGAGUACAAGACUUGUCCAAAUAAAAAACAA